AUGGAUCGUUGGCUUAACAAAUCAAGAAAUACAGUGGGAUCAUCCUCAUCAGAUGCAAAUGAAAAUAAAUGUGUCACACCGAGUUUUUGGUGCAGUAGCAGUAUUACUAACGAAUAUCAAUCUCUGGCUAAAAAAGCUAUCUUAGCACUUCUUCCUUUCGCAACAACAUAUCUAUGUGAAACCGGAUUUUCAUCAUAUGCAUCAAUGAAAACCAAAUAUCGUAAUAAAUUGGAUGCUGAAGCAGAUAUGCGUAUUCAACUCUCGCCUAUCAAGCCAAAUAUAAAAAUACUGGUCAAUAAAAAAAGCCAACAUCACGGAUCACAUUAA
Molecule: messenger RNA, 327 nt
Organism: Macrosiphum euphorbiae (potato aphid)
Lineage: Eukaryota; Metazoa; Arthropoda; Insecta; Hemiptera; Aphididae
Source: the annotation of a GenBank genome assembly